Messenger RNA from Lottia gigantea (owl limpet), 873 nucleotides. RefSeq lists its product as hypothetical. The record is from RefSeq and is a predicted model, not a curated record. NCBI's taxonomy places the organism in Eukaryota, Metazoa, Mollusca, Gastropoda, Lottiidae. The transcript is spliced from 2 exons. The coding region runs from base 1 to 873 and encodes 290 amino acids.
AUGGCGAAUAAAUUUGGAUUAGGUUCUUUACCUUUAGAUACUAAAAAACCGAACACAACAGCAUGGAUAAAUAAAGCAAAACCUUAUUUUGUGGAUCAAAUUGGAGACAAACUUCAAGAUGAUAAGAUUACAAAACAAAAAAUAGAUCUUAAACAACUAAUAGUCAAUAUUAAUCCAGGUAUAAUUGAAGAUAAAUUAACAACAUUAGAAACUAAACUUAUUGAUAAUAGUGAAAUACAAAAACAAAUAGUUGGUAUUAAACAACAAUUACUUAAUGUAGUAGAUAAAACUCAAUUAGAAAAUUUAAAAUUAUUAAUAUCUAAAUUAGAUGAUAAGAUAACAAAACAAAAAAUAGACCUUAAACAACUAAUAGAUAAUGUUAAACCAGGUAUAAGUGAAGAAAAAUUAACUGAAUUAGAAACCAAACUCAAUGAUAAUAGUGAAAUAGAUGCUAUUAAACAUCAACUUCUAAAUGUAGUAGAUAAAACUCAAUUUCAAAAUUUAAAAUCAUUAAUAUCUAAUUUAAAUGAUAAGGUUACAAAACAAAAAAUAGAUCUUAAACAAUUAAUAGAUAAUAUUAAACCAGGUAUAAGUGAAGAAAAAUUAACUGAAUUAGAAACUAAACUUAAUGAUAAUAGUAAAAUAGUCAAUAUUCAAAAACAAUUACUCAAUCUAGUAGAUAAAACUCAAUUAGAAAAUUUAAAAUCAUUAAUAUCUAAAUUAGAUGAUAAGAUAGGAAAACAAAAAAUAGACCUUAAACAACUAAUAGAUAAUAUUAAACCAGGUAUAAGUGAAGACACGUGGCAACAGGAAUCAACUGCUCUAGAAACUAAAUUUAAAACUGAAUUAAAAAAAAGAACUAACAAAUAUUAA